AUGCAAGCAAUACAGAUCUGCCUGACACUUCCCUGGGCCACCGAUGCCGAAAGUUUCCAUCUCUUUCUCGGCAGCGAGAGCAUCCGUGUGGGCUGCGCCGCAUCUGAUGCGCAGUCGGCCUCAGCCGCCUCAGUGAGAUGCCUCAUGGGGAAAAUUCUUGUCGGAGUUGGGGCAUUUGAGCUUGAGGUCUCACCAGAAGGGGCAGAGAUUUUCGUCGGUUCGAUCUUGACCGAGUCGUCUGAAGCAGUGGCCCGCUUCAGCCGGCCAUCUCGAACGAGGCUUGGCCGGGUGACUCUGCGGCUCAGGCGUGAGUGGAGAGGAACUGAUCUUGCAGACCUUGCUCGCCCGGGUGUGGGCCCGUGGGAUGUGCUUUUUCCCUUAGCCACGCCGAACGGACAUUUACAGCUGCAGGCAUCGCCGUUUGGAGGCUUGAGCCGAGGUGCCGUGGGAGCCCGGGUGUGGCCUUGUUCCCUUUUGGUGGCUGCGUACAUCCGGAGGCUCUAUGCAUACAAAGGGCUGCAAGUUCAACUUUUGGAGCUGGGAAGUGGGAGCGGACUUUGUGGUCUUGUUGCAGCAGCACAUGGGGCCACUGUCGUGCUCUCGGAUGGUGACCCACGUGUGCUGCCAUUGCUACACCGGAACGUCGCAGACUACGUGCGGCGGCACGAGGGACCAAGGCCACACGUGCUCCGCUUAGACUUCUCCAGUGCGGCGGAUGUCGAAGCGGCGAUCGAAAAAUAUGGUCGCUUUGACGUCGUCAUAGCAUCGGACGUCCUCUAUGAACAUCGAUUAGUCUCACCUUUCUUUCGUUCUGCUGCGGAGUUGCUGCGGUCUCAAGAUCCUGACACAAGAUGCCUUACCAGCCCUACCAUCCUGGUAGCGGUUGAGCUACGGCCCUGUGGAGUGGACUUGGCGGUGGCCAUGCAGGAGGAAGGACAGCAUCAUGGCUAUGCUGUCAAGGAUGUGACAAACGAGAUGCAGCUGUGGGUUCUUACCCUACCCGAUGAACUGCAAGUCCCUCCCUUGGAGGAGAGACACAGGCUUUACAUGGUAAGCUCUUUGGCUAGAUCCAAAGAAGCUCCAGAGCUUGUGCAAACAGCGCAACCAGUGCCAGGAAAAGCCUUGAGGCUUCAGGCGCAUCAGCCUUGGGAAGACCAGGGCACCAGCGAGUGGUACUCGCGCUCAUUGGGGUAUUGGUCGCAACAGGAGGCAACCUGUGCUGGCGUGCUGGGUGGGCAUCCCGAGACUUCGCAGCAGGAUCUGGCAGCGUCGGAGGCUUUCCUCAAAGCAUUGCAGCCGCGGACAUUCGAAGUGGCCCUGGAGUGUGGGGCGGGUAUCGGCCGAAUCACGGAAGGCUUGCUUCUGACAAAGUGCAAGAAGGUUGACCUUCUGGAGCCCAGUACCCAACUACUCGAGGAAGCUCGGGGUCGCCUCAAAAGCUGUCGUCUUCUUGGCUCAGCAAGACACUUCUUGGAGCGGUCGCUUCAGGAUGUGGGGGAGCUGCCCGAUCGUUAUGACCUGAUCUGGGUUCAGUGGGUUCUGCUGUAUCUGACGGAUAGCGACGUGAUCACGGCCUUGGGCCGCCUGCGCGAUGCGCUUCGCCCUGAUGGCCUGAUUGUCGUAAAGGAGAACUGCCUGCUGAACAACUCGCCAGGGCUUGUUGAUGAGCGGGAUGCAUCGAUCACGCGAUCCGAUCGGUGCAUGAAGGACCUCUUCGCUCAAGCAGGCCUAGAGCUGAUUGCCGCGGAGAGGCAGAAGGAGUGGCCCAUGAAUUUGCUUCCUGUCAUGAUGUUCGCUCUGAGGUCAGCUUUGCUACGGCAGCUCUCCGAUCCCCUUGCCGUUUGCACAGGUAUUGAGUACGCAAACGGGACUACGCCUGACAUGGGAACUCCCAAGUACUACCGUCUGGACUUGGCCAAGCUGGAGGGGCUCUUCAGACCAGAGGAGUGGUGCGAACAUUGCCAGACUGCUGGCCCAGAAGGCUUCCCCAGCCGGUCACUGCGUGCUCGCUUGGCUCCGCCGCUGUCACUGUUGGUGCACUUCGAGAGGAUCUGCGGCACGCUGCUUUACAUCAACAUCAGCGGUGCGGCCGGCGUUUGGGUAGCACUGGCGCUGCUUUGUCAUGCUCGCGGGUGGCCUCGGUGUGCACGGCUGCUGAUACUCUACACUUUGCUUCCCUUUGCCUCAUGGGCUGUCCUUUGUCGGAUCUUCAAGAGAUCCAGGGAUGAACGUUAUGACUUCCCAUACAGGAAUCAGCACAGCUACUUGUACAUGAAGUAUGUUUGGCCGGCCGAGCUACAUCCACCCAUCCGGAAGAUCAAGGCGCCUUUGAUCUUUUGUAUCGUUCCACAUGGCGUUCUGCCCUUUGGCAUCGACUAUGCCACGAUCGACAAGCUAGGCGGCGGCCGAUGCAGCUGGGUAGCCGCCCCCAUCUUGUUCAAGCUGCCCUUCAUCCGCAGUUACCUGAAGCGAGCCGGCGUCAUGCCGGCCAAGGCCCAGCACAUCCGGGCCACGCUCGCCAGAUCCGAAAAUGUUGGGGUGGUCCUUGAUGGGGUGGCCGGCAUCUUCCAGCCCAGGGCAGAGAAGCAGGAGGCGGCGUGGCUUCUGCAGCGCAAGGGCAUUGUCAAGCUGGCCCUGGAGACUGGCGCUUCUCUGGUGCCAAUCUACGGCUUUGGCCACACAUCGCUUCUGAGCCCAAUCCUGGAUCCUUUCCGUUUCCUCGAGCGGCUCUCCAUCGCCCUGGACGUGUCCCUGGUGCCCUUUGUCGGACGCUGGGGCUGGCCGAUGGGCCCUGCGCGGCGCGUCCCUGUGGUGAUGGCAGCUGGCCAGCCGGUCGACUGUCCCAAGACGAGCGAGCCAAAGCAGAGCGAGAUCGACUUGUACCACACGCUCCUGCUGGACAGCUUCAAGGACACCUUCAACACGCACAAAGCUGCAUAUGGGUGGCAGCACAAGACCUUGAUGCUCCGUGCCGCCUUGGUGCGCGAAGUUGGCAGGAGACGUGGGCUGACGAGGGCGAACGACCGAUCCUGCACCACAGCUGCAAUCUCGGCCUUGGCCGAGCCCUGCACCACGUGCAGCAGCGAGCUGUGGCUCGAAAGCGAGGUAAGCGUCGCCAGCGUACCGCGCCAGAAGGUGCGGAUCUCCAGGCAAAGGCUCUUGGACAGUGCCGUGAAGGUCAUGAACCUCUAUUCGGCAGGGAAUGCUUUGUUGGAGAUCGAGUACGCGGGGGAGGUGGGAACCGGCUCCGGCCCGACCCUCGAGUUCUAUGCCCAGGUGGCGGAGAAUCUGAGGACUCUACAGCCACAGCUCUUCCGCACCAGCACACCUGGGGGCAUGCUGUACCCGCAGCCCUACGAUCCCCACUGGCUUCGCAGAGCUGACGAACAGGGCUCUCAGCAGAUCCUGGAGCGCUUCAGGCUGUUGGGCCAGGUUGUUGCGAAGUGCAUCAUCGACAAUCGUCUGGUGGACAUCCAGCUGCAUCCUGCAUUUUGGCGGUCCGUGCUCGGAGGUGCGCCCCUGUCCCAGCAAUGGCUGCGGUCAGUUGACCCCGAGUUGUACUCCUCGCUGGAGAACAUUCGCAACAUGGAUGGCGAUAAGCUUGAGGGGCUGUGCAUCGACUUCACCAUGCCAGGCCAAGCUAGCGUCGAGCUGAAGCCCGGAGGAGCUGGGUUCAGUCUGAACAGCUCCAAUCGGGAGGAGUAUCUACGUCGUGUUGCAGAGGUGGCGCUGGUUGAGGCAGUAGCGCCCCAAAUCAAUGCCUUCAGAACGGCGUUCAAAGAACUCUUGCCGCUGGAGACAUGCCGCAUCUGGUCAGAACAGGAGCUUUCUUUCAUCAUCGUUGGCUCCUCCGUCCAAGAGGAUGCUUUCUGGAGCCUGGACCAUCUUGCAGCGAACAUCAAGGCCUUCAGUGCCUGCUUGCCCAAAACUUCUGGCUCCGGUCGCAAGUCGGCCAGGCACAGCAUGGCUACACGGCCGACUCCAGGCAAGCUGUCAUGCUGCAACACAUGGAUACUGAAGUUGCUGUCCGCAAAGAACCUGCCUCGUCAGGUGCUUUAA
This is a messenger RNA of Symbiodinium natans, 4059 nucleotides long. The record is from the annotation of a GenBank genome assembly. Lineage: Eukaryota; Dinophyceae; Suessiales; Symbiodiniaceae.